Messenger RNA from Sitodiplosis mosellana (orange wheat blossom midge), 6782 nucleotides. RefSeq names its product serine protease snake-like. Gene Ontology annotation, molecular function: serine-type endopeptidase activity. Gene Ontology annotation, biological process: proteolysis. The record is from RefSeq and is a predicted model, not a curated record. The transcript has 9 exons. Lineage: Eukaryota; Metazoa; Arthropoda; Insecta; Diptera; Cecidomyiidae. Bases 488 to 1663 code for a protein of 391 amino acids.
UCUAUGGGAAUCUUCAGUCAAUCACAAGCAACUUCUCAACAUUCGAACGACGUUUUUUCUUCUUCUUCUAUUCAUUUUAAAAUUUCUGCGUGAAUUGAAAUCGAUCUGUCUGUCUCUCGGUUGGUGUUAUCAUCGUUGUCGUGAUCAUUUUAUUUGAAAUCUUUCCUCAAACAGAAUACGGAGAAUUUGAUUCGUUUGCAAUUAAGAGUUUCGUGCAAAGACUCUCAUUCAAUUCAUCGAUAGCUGCGGCUAUCUGUUAAAACCAACACCCUUUUGUAUGCCGAAUGCGUGUAAUCUUAUGUUGAUUAGCUUGGCUUGAAAAUCCAGUAGCCACGAACUACGAACCCACCUUAUCGCACAAAAGUGGUUUGGAACGUUGAAGGAAUGAAAUAGCGGACAGAAGAAGAACAGACGAAAAAGGAAAACAUCGAGACAAAAACAAGAAUAACAAGUCGCGUGGACACACACAAAUAAACAAAAAUAAAUUAUGAUAGCUGCUUAUGUAAUACGACUGUUCGGUGCGGUGACGAUUGCGUACAUUGUACCGCUAUUUUCGCUGGCAUUCGCAGAAAAUGUUGGCGAUUCAUGUCAAGUGGCGCGCAGUGGUACGGCUGGUGUAUGCAAAAUCAUCAACGAUUGCCCGGCCGUUAUCGAUGAAAUCGUCAGCCAGGGCCUGUUUCCGGCAAAGUGCGGGUUUCGUGGACGAGAUCAAAUUGUCUGUUGUCCAGUGCCACGCAGCAUGACCACAACCACAACACCAGCACCGACACGAAUCAGCCAGAGAAAAUGUAAGCAGUAUGAGGAUGCAAAAUUCGAUCGAGUAUUUACCAAUGUUGGUUUCAAUGAUAAGCCCAUUUUAGAAACAGUUGAACGAUGCACAUUUUCUAUCGUACCGCUUGUUGUUGGCGGUGAAGUAGCCAAUUCGGGUGAAUUUCCCCAUAUGGCACUCAUUGGAUAUGAACGAAAUUUCGAAACCAACAUCAUAUGGGGCUGUGGUGGAUCGUUAAUCAGUGAAGAAUUUGUGCUAACAGCGGCACAUUGUGUGGAAACCAGCCGAUAUGAGGGACGAGCAAAGUAUGUGCUGCUGGGUGAGCAUGAUUUGAGCAAUGACAAAAAUGAUCGACCGUUACAGGUGGAAAUAGCGGAGAAAUUUCCGCAUCCAGAAUUUAAGCGUUCGGCCAAAUACUUUGAUAUAGCAUUGGUGAAGAUGGGCGUUCGGGUGACAUUUAAUCCAUACCGACGACCGGCCUGUCUACCCCAUGCCUAUGACACGGGUACGGGUAAGGCAAUCGCAACCGGUUGGGGUCGUAUCGAUUUCCGUGGUCCAAGCAGUCAAGUACUGCAAAAAGUCAUUCUGGAGCUAUUCACCGAAGAUGAAUGCAAUGCAACGUAUUUGGAUGCCGCACGAACCACACAAUUGCGCUACGGAAUUCUACCAGCACAACAAUUCUGUGCUGGUUCGCACACCGAAAAGAAAGACACGUGCCAGGGUGAUUCGGGUGGGCCGUUGCAGACAUUUCAUCCAUAUGUGAAAUGUAUGUACACAAUUGCCGGAAUUACGUCGUUUGCCAAGCAAUGCGGUGAUCUAAAUGCUCCCGGUGUCUAUACACGUGUGUACAACUUUUUGGAUUGGAUCGAGAAUAUUGUGUGGCCAAAUCAAUAGACAAAGACCACGUUUUGGUUUUCUAUCUCUCUUCACAAAAUCAACAACAAUUUCAUGGGGCAAAAUUGAAUAAAUUAAUGCGUAAAAAUUGAAUCCGAAUAAAGAAAUACUCGAUACUUAGAAAGAGAAUGAGAAAAAAAACACUAUUUUUUAUUGACUUUCCGUCCGAAAUAGUGCCAAUUUGACACUGCCAAUGAUGCGAUGACCAUUUCAUUUUAUAACCAGUUAGUUGCAUUGAAAUUUUCUUUGACGCAUAAACAAAAGUGUAAACCCAUUAGAAAUGACCACAAAAACACGAAAAAAACGAUACUCACGAUACUCGCAUGAUGUCGUCAUGUGAUGGUUUUCUGUUGAAUCUGGCAAUGGCCAUGUUUUUAUUGUAAUUAUCAACACCGCUUGUGCCAGCAGCACUAACUGCUACUGGUAUCGAUUGCCCAAAAUCGCCCGCCAAUCGAUUCACAUUCAGUUGAUUCGCACUGUUGACAUUAUUCAUCAAAUUACUGCCGUCAAAGUUGCCCUAAAUGGGAAUAAUGAAGAAUAUUGAUAUAAUUGGUCAAUCGAAAUGAAAUACGAAGGAAAUUAUUUUAAAAAAUGAAAACGUGAUUAAAAUGAGCUCAAAACCAUGAUAAAAAUGAUGAGAUUAUUAUCACAUGAUCAAUGGAUCUUCGUGCAUGAAAUUAACGGCAAAAUGUCAAAAAAUGGGAACAAAUCGAAAAAUGAAAAUAUCGUCCGAAAAAACAAAAUUAACCAAAAUAUUUCAAGGUCACAAAAUCAUCUGUACCUGGCUGGUGUCAUCCUGGAACAAUUCAGCUGGAAUUUCUGAGCUAAUGAAAUCAUCUUUGUUUUUGUAUGUUUUCCCAAUGGCCGUUGUUGAUACGGGCGUUUGUGCCCGACCAACUGUUAUCAAAAUUGGUUUAUUCCCAGGCUGUGGAAUCGUUUGUAUGAUUUGUUUUUGUCCAAUCUGUUGUUGUUGCUGUUGUUGCUGUUGUUGCUGCUGUUGAUUUUGUAGUAGUUGCUGUUGUUGCUGUUGUUGUUGUUGUUGUUGUUGUUGUUGUUGUUGUUGUUGUUGUUGUUGUUGUUGUUGUUGUUGUUGUUGUUGUUGUUGUUUGACCGCUUUUAAUUUUUGUGCAUCAAUUAGACUUUUGCCACUGGCAUUCAGCUGACGAAUACCAGCUGCUGAGGCAGCGGUUGCUUGAUUGUUUAGUAUUUGAUUGGACGCAAUUUUAACAAUCGGAAGACGUUUCAUGCCCUGCAUAUUACCGCCUGCAUUCGCAAUGAUCACAUUGCCUGUGAUUCGACAAUGGAAAAAGAAAAAUUUGAUAAAAUUCAUGAUUUCAAUUAAAUUAAAAUACAAAUUUCAUUCGUUUUCACGGUACAAAAAUGAGAAUAACGUAAAACUUGAUCAAAAAUUGACAAUCAAUUACCUGGCAACUGUUUUUUGUUGGCAAUCAAUUUCGGAUUGAUGGAUUGUUUAAUAUUUUGAUGUGUUUGCACCAGAAUUGGUUGUUUAUUUUUGUUUUCCUGCUUAAUAAAUGUAGCCAUUGGAUCGGCGACUGUCGCAGCCGUAACAUUGUCUAGCAAUUCUUCAACGGCGAUAUUAUCGACAGUCUGAUUUGAUGUACCGGCCAUACCUGGUGUUUUAAUGGUCACAUCAUAAAUCAAAUCACUAUUAUAAUCGGCUGUAUUAUAGACAUUUUCGCCAAUAUCAUCGCUGGUCACAUUUGCCGAGGAUGCGUCCACAACAGCGCCGCCAUCUUCGGUAAUAAUUUGAUCGGCAUCAACAUCGUCAAUAUUAUCACACUCCUCAUAGUCAUUGAUGCUGGGUGUUUGAAAGUCGCUCGGUGAUACGACAUACGGUGAAUUGACUACAUCGUCAUCCAUACCAUCGGCAUAAUUAUCAAAUAGUUCUUCGGUUAGUUCACGAAUGACCGGGCCAUCGGUGACAGCGCCGCUGCCAGCACUGCGUGAUGUUUUUCGCACUUUGGCCGCAUUGGUGGGAAUGUCAUUGAUCAUCAAUUGAUAACGGCGUUUAACACCGCCCAUACCACCCAUUGAUCCAAUGCCACUGCCACGUUGCGGUUGCACAAUUGUCACCAAAAAUUGUAUCAAUUUAUUGACAAUUUGCUGUUGUUUCAGAUGCUUUUGCCGUAAAACGGCCACUUCACGCCACAGCGCUUCGUGCUCCUGUUUCAUUGACAUAAAUCGAUUGUCAAACGAAUCCUGUCGGCCUUUCAUUAAUUUCACAUCGCUCAACACCUUUGACACAAUUUCCUGCUUGAUGGUCGUUUUAUCAUCCACAUUAUUUGAUGUUUUGGCUGUGGAUAUUUUUCGCUUGAUAAGCUCCAACAGGUAUGGAUGAUCAUGCUGAAAAUAUGGAUGUGAAAAUUCCAUUUCGUCACGAUCAAACUUCAAACCACCACCAUCGAGUGAUGUGAUUUUAUGGAAACCAUCUAUUUGGGAUUGGGGAAGCAAGCAUAGGAGUAGAAAACAAAAUAUUGGAUUAAGAAUACCUCCGCACCGUGAAUUAAAGAUGAACUUAAUAAGUAUUACUUAUGAAAUAAACAAAAAGGCGGUGACCGUUGCGUUGUCAAUCGUCUACCUGAAUCUCUCACUAUAUCGAAUACUUACACAUAUUCAGCUGCCGUAUGAAACUCGCCAUAUUGUUGUGCUUAUAAUUCAAUGGCAAUAUCUCACGCGCAAAUUGAGCCUGAUUUUGGAUGAUAAAACUUUUCCCAUCCUAAGGUUGAUUGAACGGAGAGAAGGAAAACAGAAAAAUACAUGAGAAAAACAUAGAUAGAUAGAAUAUCAAAAAUAUGUGACGUCAUGGCAAUAAAAAAAACACAAAAAGUCGAAGUCCAUAUAAAAACCAACAGAAAAAACGGAAAAAAAAAUCCGUGUGUUGAUCGAAAUCUGGUCAAACAUGCACCAAUCUGAUCUGCCGUUCAAUAAGACGCAACCAGUGUCGAUAUCAUAUCGGAUGUUUGUACAUAUGACGUUGAUUUGCUACUACUGCUGCUGCUUCUGUAUCAAAAAGUCACUGCUGCUGUUUAUAUGUUCGAAAAAAAAGUCAUCAUUAUUCUCCGUCAUUUCAGUCACCGUCAAAAUGGACCAAUUAUAGUGUGAAAACAUGCGCUGAUUGCCUAAUUGCCUGCUUCAAAGCGUUCGACACAAGAAGAAAAAGAAGGAGAAGUAAACAGAAACGGUGUGGCGCUGAUCGUGGCAAAAUAACGAGAAAAAUAUUGCCGUGCACACGCCAUAGACAGAGUGAAAGAAAAAUGUAACCUUUUUUAGUAGAUUUCAACAUCGCGUAAUGUAACGUUUUGGCCCAUUUUCGUGGUAAUUUCAGUGUUAUAUUAAACGUGGAUUAUGUGCAUGGUUCCCAAUAAAAUGAUAAGUGAGAAUGAACCGCAUACAGAAAGAACAUUCAAAUCAAAUUUGGUGAGCAUGAAAAGAAAGCGAGCCCAGAACGGGCGACCGAGAUCGGUCAAACUGUCGCUGAAUUCGAUUCUUCGGUAUCAAUAUCGCGCGAAUUUUGUGGCACAAGUCAACAAUUGGUGCCACACAGCCACCGUCAUCACCGUUUUGGCGUCAUUGUUGUUUCUCUUCGAGAACAACCGAGCAUUCGACGAAGAUAACCACGACUUUUUCAGAGGCAAUGGAUACGAAUUGAUCAAGGAUUGCUUCAAGAACAAUUUGAACGAGAACCGACACAAAUUGCCGUUGGCCUUCCGCCAAAUAAUCAAAGCAGCAGUGCCAAACUUCCGAUGGCCACAACGUGAAGGCAUGGGAAACGCAUUCAAUGCGCUCAUUGAUCAAUAAACCACCAAUGUGAAGAACAACAUCAAAACGUGGAGCUACACCCGCCAUUCGCAUGAGAAAAUCAAUGCAAUGUACGAAAAUCGUGAUUUCCAUUUCGUACUUGGCAUGGAUCCUGGUGUGCGAACCUGGAAUGUACCGGUGCGAAAACAUAUCGCAUCCGAUGUGGAAGAAAACAUCACGAUCAACGGUCCGAAAUACCAUUUCCGAGCGAAAUAUGGCAAACGAAAGCGCAAAUCGGAAAAUGGCUACGAUUGUUCACCGAAUUGGAGCAACACGAUCGAAAUCAAUAUCCAUUCUAUCCAUCACAUUGGAUGAGUUACAUCGAACAUCGUGUGAAAAUGUUGCAGCCUGGAAUGGAGGUUUACACAGCACGCAAAUACAUUCGCCUCAGCCUUGAUAAACAUAUCGAGGAGACCCGUGCAAGUGAUACCAUCGCUGCUUUUUUGACCAGAAAAUUGCCAUCGCUCAUUUUCCUUGGUGCAGCUCAAAUGGCUCCAAAUUCUCCAAUUGGUAUUAAGAAACGAUUACGGUGCCCUGGUGUACGAAAACUACUGAACAGCUUCAAGAAACUGAACAAUUGUGUGGUGGUGAUGGUUGACGAGUACAAAACAUCGCAGACUUGUGCAAAGUGCUUUCGGCCAUUUGAUCGACGUACAAGAAUGAACCGCUACAAAGUCUGCCGUCAAUGCAUUCCAAAUGCAGCAAAUAUCACACGACUGACAAACACGUGAGCAGUGUGAUCAUCGGCAAGAAAAGCAACCGGUUGUAUCAACGAGAGCGACUACAUGUUGUUGCGGAAUAUGAACGAAUGAAUGUAGAUCCAGUAUAUUCAAAUGGUUUAGUGCCGAAACUCAAUGUAUGGUUCAAAAACUGGCAGCUAAACACUAAUAACACUUGGAACGAUUCACGUCAUCCACAUAAACAGAACACUGUUUGGCAUCGGGAUGAAGUCGCUGCCAAGUGCAUAUUGUACAAAGGUCUUUGUAUGAUAAAGGGCUUGGAUGUGCAGUGCAUCCGCAACUGUCGAGACAACAUCAUGCAGCAGCUGCAGCCGCGCAGAACAAUGCCGAAGGCGACCAAGAUGACAACGAUAGCGACAACGACGAUGAUUACGUUUACGUUCUCGACGACGUGUCCGAUGAAGAAUAGUUUUUCGUUGAGAUGUAGGAUUAAGUUUUCAAACAAUAAUAAUUGUAACGUUUUGUUACUUUGCUGGGCUUUGAGUAUUGUGGCCUUGUCCGAAGUACGGGGCUUAGUCGGAUCAUAUAAAAUACCUCGUAUGAAACGCUAAUUAUUCAAA